AAGGCUGGCUGUAACAGGAGGGUGCGAGCCCCAGCCGGCCGUCGGGAGGGCUGCAAGAAGGCGAUGCGAAGGGGCGCUCGCCGCAGCCGUAGGGAGCCAGAGCCCAGAGCUCGGCUGGGAGCCGGCGACCCUCGGCUGCCCCUCGGCGACCCUCGGGCAUCCCCUCCCAGCCGCCGCCGGCUCGGCUGCUCCUUGGUGUCAGUACCUGCUUCGGGCUCGGCGGGGCGGGCGGGCGAGCGGAGCGCAGCGCAGCGCAGCCGAGCCUCAGCCUCAGCCUCCCGCAGGACGGACCCCAGCGCCUCCGCCGAGCCCCCGAGGCCACCGCUCUCCCACCUCGCUCCGUGCCAUGGCCCCCGGUAACUCCUCGCGUAACUUCUCCGCGCCGGAGGCUCGGAACGGCUCAGUAGCAGAAAAGCCAGCACCGUACACCAACGUGAUCAUGCCCAGUCUCUUCAGCAUCAUCUGCUUCCUGGGCAUCGUGGGGAACCUCAUCGUCAUCUACACUAUUGUCAAGAAGAAGAAGCUGAAGUGCAAACAGACCGUGCCUGACAUUUUCAUCUUCAACCUCUCCAUUGUGGAUCUCCUCUUCCUCUUGGGCAUGCCCUUCCUUAUCCACCAGCUCCUAGGCAAUGGCUCGUGGUACUUUGGAGCUCCCCUGUGCACCAUCAUCACUGCCCUGGACACCAACAGUCAGAUCACCAGCACCAACAUCCUCACAGUGAUGACCCUGGACCGUUAUCUGGCCACGGUCUAUCCUCUAAAAUCCACCUAUGUCCGGACCCCCUGUGUUGCAGCUCUCGUUAUCUGCUUGGUGUGGCUCCUCUCCUUCCUGACGAUCAUUCCCGUGUGGAUGUACGCGGGUCUUAUGCCUCUGGAGGACGGGACUGUCCGCUGCGCACUCCUGCUUCCCAAUCCAGAGACUGACAUUUACUGGUUCACCCUCUACCAGUUCAUGCUGGCGUUUGCUGUGCCGUUGAUUGUAAUCUGUGUGGUCUACUUCAAGAUCCUGCAGCACAUGGCCACCACCGUGGUCCCGUUGCCCCAGAGGAGCCUCCGGGUACGUACCAAGAAAGUCACCCGCAUGGCGGUUGCCAUCUGCUCUGCCUUUUUCAUUUGCUGGGCCCCCUUCUACAUCCUACAGCUGGUUCACCUCGGCAUUGACACCCCGUCCAUGGCCUUCUUUUACGCCUACAACUUUGCCAUAAGCUUGGGCUACGCCAACAGCUGCCUCAACCCCUUCCUCUACAUUACCCUCAGCGAGACCUUCAAGCGCCAGUUCUUAGUGGCCAUCCGCCCCGCAAAAGAGCCAUGUCGCAACAGCAGCUCUGUCAACAACAACAGCAUGACAGAUGCCAGCGUGUGCCUAAAACUGGCGCCAGAAUCCACUCAGCAGACCCAGUUUCUGGAGGACUUUUCCCCACGUUCACUGCCCGUGACUGUGGCUGUUCACUAGAGGACACUGAAGCCACCACAGCAGAAAGCUUUCCGAUCUGUAUGUUUCUGCUAUGGCAGAGCAGCAGCUUCAGGAAGUUCUUGGUGAAGCGUGUAACUCCAGGCUUCCACCUCCAAGAGUCCCUUCUCCAUCGCAGCGCUCUGCUCCUCCGCUGCCCUGGGUUUCCAAGAUGCUGCACACUGCUGCUUCCUUCCAGCCCUGCACAGCAGGGCUCUUCUACCACACAAGACACCGGGCCCCCAAAGAGGAUGAAUGGAAAAGAGAAAAAGGACAGAAGGAUUUCAAGGGGGAAUGUCACCCUGGAAGAGCAAAACCUCUACCAACAACGCUUCCCAAAGACUCCCCGCCUCUUGGCACGGCCGGUGUUCUAAGCGCCAUGACCAUAGGGAGCCUCCGGAUUCAAAACUUGAGCCUUCAAAAUACAACGUUGUAUACUUGGUUUGGGUAACGUAUCUGAGCUGGGAGCUUUGAUGCCUGUGCUCAUAUCCUGGAAGCAAAUUGCAGUGAGAGCGAUCUUGGGGCCAGGUGUCUCACCUAGGUCUGCUGCUUGGCCUUCUGGUCCAGCACCAUCAGCCUCCAGUGGGCUGUAUUGUUUGGCAAGCAAGGUAUUUUUGGAAACUGGCUAAUUUUGAUGUUAAUCCUAACUAUUUCAAGCAAAAUCAGGCAGAUAGCAAUUGCACUGCUUCAAGGGACUGUGAACAAUUCUCAGAACUACUGCUGCUAACACCAGACUUGUGGCUUUUCAUGCCAAUGAGCCUAUUUUCACACUGCUAGUUCCUCCUGCUGCUCGUGCCUCGCAGUCUGCGUGACCAUCAGGGAACCCCAGGUACAGGGCUUUAAACGUGACCCUGGAAAACGCAGCGUGCAGAGGUCUGUGGAUCAAGAUGUGGGAAGGCAGCUCAGAGGAAGCAGAGGUGCUUGUGCAGCUUCUUCAAAAUAAUAAAUGCUUUAAAGAAGUUAGAGGGAAAAUUAGAUGUCUAGUUUGUAUAUGAGGCUUUAACAGUUGAAGAUUAGGAAAUUGCUUCGCUCGUUACAAAGCCUAGAGAAAAGCCAGCACAGAUCAGCCAGAGGCAGGGGAUUAUACUGAUAGAGACUCCUGGGGAACAGUGCAGGCAUUGUUAAACACCUUGUCAAACAUGGAGGAACUGUUUGCUGCAGAUUAAUUUAUUAUAAAAAGGCAUUGAAAACAUCUCACAACACAGAAGAAUUUGUUACCACACUUGUGGUUUCACGCUGCCAGCCACCCACAACAUCCCCAGAACAGAAAUUCACCCUUACGCAGCCAAACAGCCAGACUGCCACCCGCACAGGACUUCCGAAGCCUUCGGGUGCACCUAGUGCACGCACACGCUUGCGGAUAUUUUUAAACACAGCCAGCAUCUCAUUCUACACCCCGCAGAGCACAAACAGCCAUUCACUCACCUCUAGCGAUCAGAGCAGAUCAGAACAAACCUCCUAACGGGGGCCCUGCAUUUCCAUUCUAGGCUCUGCCAGCUUCCACCCACCACAGAAGCACAUCCACACUGCGACUCUGCGGGAUUUUGUCAAUUUUCUCCCCUUCUUUCCCUGGACAAUAAAGGCAGACAGGCACAUAUAGAGAUCUCAAACUAUGGCUUUAAAAAUCUUCGCCCCAUUUAAUUUCCAGGAAUUUUCACCUGUGCUGGUUUUCAUGGGACUUCUUUGCUCUUUGGUCAUCAUUUUCCCUGAAGAGCUCGGGAGCGAAGGUCAAGGAAGCUGUGUGCUGUGCUGAGGCAGACUUGCUCUCGAGACAAGUGAAACCAUUGUUGUAACUUUCUUCUACAAGGAAGUCAAAGGGAGGACUGGGACUCUUAUCUGUGAAAGGUGGUAAAGGUUGAGUGCUUUUUUCCCCUCCUUUAAUACCAGCAGUGAGGAAAGUGUAAGGGAAAGGAAAAACAACUGAACUGUCAGAGCUCUCAGAGCAGCAUAUUAAAGAUGUUAUCUUGCUUACGGUAAA
This is a messenger RNA of Oxyura jamaicensis (ruddy duck), 3428 nucleotides long. Its product is annotated as melanin-concentrating hormone receptor 1-like. The transcript is spliced from 3 exons. The record is from RefSeq and is a predicted model, not a curated record. Gene Ontology annotation, cellular component: membrane; neuron projection. Lineage: Eukaryota; Metazoa; Chordata; Aves; Anseriformes; Anatidae. Gene Ontology annotation, molecular function: melanin-concentrating hormone receptor activity; neuropeptide binding. Gene Ontology annotation, biological process: neuropeptide signaling pathway. The coding region runs from base 347 to 1453 and encodes 368 amino acids.